UGGGAAGCUGGAGGAAGGAGCAUGUGCGGAAGCCCUUAAGCGUGCUAGGUGAAGGUGCGGCUCCCGGGCUAUGGCGGAGGAGCAGGGCCAAGAUGAGGACCUGGGUCCUAAACCGUCCGUGUUGUUUCUGCACCCGGACCUGGGUGUGGGCGGCGCCGAGCGGCUGGUUGUGGACGCAGCACUGGCGCUGCGGGCGCGCAGAUGUAGCGUGAAGAUCUGGACGGCGCACUACGACCCCGGCCACUGCUUCGCGGAGAGCCGCGAGCUGCCGGUGCGCUGCGCCGGGGACUGGCUGCCUCGCAGCCUGGGUUGGGGCGGCCGCGGCGCCGCGAUCUGCGCCUACGUGCGCAUGAUCUUCCUGGCUCUGUACGUGCUGUUCCUUGGCGACGAGGAGUUCGACGUGGUAGUGUGCGACCAGGUGUCUGCCUGUAUCCCAGUGUUCAAGCUGGCCAGACGGCGUAAGAAAAUCCUGUUUUACUGUCACUUCCCAGAUCUGCUUCUCACCAGGAGAGAUUCUUUUAUUAAACGCCUAUACAGGGCCCCAAUUGACUGGGUAGAGGAAUACACCACAGGCAUGGCAGACUGCAUCUUGGUCAACAGCCGGUUCACAGCUGCCAUUUUUAAGGAAACGUUCAAGUCCCUGUCUCACAUAGACCCCGAUGUCCUCUACCCAUCUCUGAAUAUCACCAGCUUUGAUUCAGCUGUUCUUGAAAAGCUUGAUGACAUAGUCCCCAAGGGGAAAAAAUUCAUACUCCUCUCCAUCAACAGGUAUGAAAGGAAGAAAAAUCUGACUUUGGCACUAGAAGCCCUAGUAAAGCUGCGUGGAAGAUUGUCAUCCCAAGAUUGGGACAAAGUUCAUCUGAUCAUUGCAGGUGGUUAUGAUGAGAGAGUCCUGGAAAAUGUACAACACUACCAGGAAUUGAAGAAAAUGGUCCAGGAGUCUGACCUAGGCCAGUACGUGACUUUCCUUCGGUCUUGCUCAGACAAACAGAAAAUCUCACUCCUCCACGGCUGCACGUGUGUGCUUUACACACCAAGCAAUGAGCACUUUGGCAUCGUUCCCUUGGAGGCCAUGUACAUGCAGUGCCCAGUCAUUGCUGUUAAUUCAGGUGGGCCCUUGGAGUCCAUUGUCCACAGCGUCACAGGGUUUCUGUGUGAGCCUGACCCAGUUGACUUCUCAGAAGCAAUAGAAAGGUUCAUCCAUGAACCUUCCUUAAAGGCCGCAAUGGGACUGGCCGGAAGAGCCAGGGUGAAAGAGAAGUUUUCCCCUGAAGCAUUUACAGAACAGCUUUACCAGUAUGUCACCAAACUGCUGGUAUAAUCAGACUUUUUUCAGGUCUUUAUGCUGUAUUCAUUAACAUCACAUUUGUAGAUUGUUGACCCAGUUUUGAAACCAAAGGAAAAAAGCCUAGUAUCUAGGGCAGAAGAGAUUUUUUUUUUAACAUACUUGAAUCUUGAAUCUGAAUCACCUUCCUGUACCCCAUAUCUCCCAGUCUGCUUUUUUAGAAAAAAAUAGUAUCUUUUAGGCUGUAAUAAUUCUGAGUCUUACCAGUGUUGAUUAAGAUGUAAAUAUGGUACAAUUUCACAUUCAGCAGAAUAUUUUGAUUACAUGUUCUCUAGAUUGUUGCUCUACGUAUAAAUUUUGAGUUAUUUUGUGCCUUAUUUGGUUUUAACACUUUAAGUGUAUCAUCAUCAAAGUUGAUUAAUUUGGCUUCAUGGUGUAAUGAGAAGACACUUAACUGUAGUUUCCAGAAUCAGUCCACCUCAGUGUUCAGUGACCUCUGUUAGGAAAUUUUUGUUAGUCAUACCUUUGCCUGGAUCCAUAGCAAGAAUGCCUUGUAUUUUUUUUUUUAACAAAGAUGAUUUGUUGUGUUUUUGCACACAGACAUGACAAUAAAUGAUGUUUAUCAUAGGAGGAGACAAAAUACUAGAUUUUGGCCUCUGUGAUCUAUUGUGGUGGUGUUAGGACUGUAGACAGCCAAGCCUGAAUCAGAAACUAGAGUUAACUGGAUAUUGGAAUGAAUGGCUAUUGUCACGUGUGCAGUGUGCAUCUUGGUUAGGGUUUGUUUCCUAGUGUUAUCUGAGUCAUCGGCUUCAUUAAUAUUUGUGUUUUAUUAAGUAAGCGCCUGCUAAGUAUAAGACACAAGUGCUUUUUAUCCUUCAAGGCCUGCCUCAUGCCACUGCUGUGAAGCUUUCCUUGACCCUCUACCCAGCUCCCGAACUGGAAGUGACCUUCCCCUUCCACUUUCUCUGACCUUCUGGUGGCACUGACCAGUCUUAGAGUUCAUUAUUUACCUAUUGGUCUAAGUACAAAUAAACGUAAAGCACUUUCCCACAUAUCCUUAAAGCUAAAUUCAUUUUCAGAAAUAGCAAAGAUCACUAGCCAAAAGUUCCACAUUAAUCAACUCUAAGAGCACAGACUUGAGAGCCUAACAGCCUGUGUGACUUUGCGCAAAUUGCUUAAUCUCUGGGCCUCAGCUUCUUCAUCUGUAAAGUGGAGUAACUACUCUUGUACUUUCCUCAUAGGGUGGGUGUGAUGGAUUACCAUAAUAUAUGUAAAGUACUUAAAAUAGUGGUUGGCACAUAGUAUGGGCUAUAUAAAUACUAGCUAUUUUGCAAUUUAGGGUUAUCAAAAAUCACUAUCGAAGUUCCGUGUGGUUUCAUGCUGCACUACUGUAUUGUCCUUUGGGGUUCUUUAGAGCAUGAAGUUUCAGGUUGUGAUUUAUCACGUCAAUCUAUACCACAGGAGUAUUUUAUUUUGUUUUAUUAAUGUUUAAAUCACUACCAAAUUUAAUGUUGUCAGACUUAGUAUUCAUUAACAUUUCAUUACAUUUGGAAAGAUUGGUUUAUCGCAGGAGCAUUUUAGUGAAAUGAAAUGACUGUACCAGUAAGGAGUUCGCUAAAAUGAGAGUGUCAGGUUUAUUGAGUCUUUUAUGGAAUGAAAAGUUCAGUUGAGUUCUCUUUCCUUUGGCGUUGUGAAAGCUUGCCAUCCAGUAAAGUAGCUCAUCCCAUCUUUUGUGGCUUGGUGCAUGUAUUUCUCAGGGAACUGCAGCCUUUCCAGAAAGGCCUGAUGGCUCUGACCACUGGGUUUAGGACAGACAGACUCAGUCAUGCGCUGAGCCAUAACUGAUGCUUACCCAUUCCAAGCACUAAAACUUUUGCCUAUUUGACCAUUUUUAUGCAGAUCCUUCCAAAACGGGCUACCUGGGUUCAUGGGCCUUAAGUUUAACUUCCCUUCAUUGUCUGAAGUCCCAGCAGGUGACAGUAAGACCACAGAUCUGGAAAGGAUGCAAAGCCCUGCCUGAGCUUCCAGCCUCUGGUGCAUCUUGGACCUAGGAUGGAGCUUUGCCCAUAGGAGGUAUUCACUGCUUCCAGAACUAAGGUGAAGUUAGGGGAAAUAGAAGCAUGGAAGACUGAAGUGAACUGUCCAGGACCUUAACAGAGGUAAUUCUUCUGGCACUUAACUGUGGGCCAUGAGACACAUAUCAGACAACUCAUUUCAUCCUAACAGUUCUAUGAGGUGUCGGUACUCUUCCCAUUUGAGAUGAGUACGGUUAAGCAGUUGCCUGUGUCACACAGCCUGGAGGGAUGGGCAGUGUCUCAAGGCUUUGAUUCCAAAGUCCAACCACAUUACCGUUCUUCAGCCUGCCUCCGCCCUGACCAAGCUCCUUGUGUGUGUAUUCAGUCAAAAGUCCUCUACCCAACGGCAGGAACACCUGUUCAGGUCCUCAGGUUUAGACAGACUUUGUUAUUCAUUUUACCUUUUCAUCUUCAGAGCAGUCUUGUGAGGUGGGUAUGAUUGUCUCUCAUUUUAUACACAAAGAAGCUCAGAGAGAUGAAAGACUUGCUCAAGGGCACAAUUGAAAAGUGAGUGAACCAGGAUUCAACCCAUGGUUACCUGAUCCAUCCAGGAUGGCACAUACCAGAAUUUCUCAGCCAGCUCCCCUUGACAACCAUAAAUAUCACACGUCCUUCAAUACUUUAUGAAAUUCAACAUAAAUAUAGCAUUCUUUGAGUCAAAUCAAAGCUGGGGUACAGGACACUUUUCUGUCUUCAAAUUAGUGCUCUGACCCUAAAAGAGGUCCUGAUGUCCCACACCCACCCCAUUGCCCUAUCCCAACCCCGUGAGAAUUGCAGCUUGGAGGCCAUGCCACCUCCCCUCACUGUUGCAGACAUUGGGUCAUUCAAAGUCCUAGUGGAGUUAUCGGUCAUUUCCUUGCACAAAGCAGAAAUGCAAGCUGAUGUAACUCAAAAGGUUUUAAGAGUUGGGUGUUUGAAAAAAUCCACACCAGAAAAUACUUUCACAUCCCCACCCCCAUCCAAGGAUGGGUGAGCUGGAGACGGAAGCUUCUUUCCCAUGCACUUUCUUUCAAAGAGGUCACUGUUUUCCUCUGUCGGCUCGCUCACCUGUGCACAUGGAUGCAACCCCUGACCCUUCACUGCCUUCCAUGGAUCACCAGUUAGCUCAGAUUACACACACACACACACACACACGCACGCACGCGCGCACGAGAUGGAGGUGGGGCUGGAGGCAUGUACUUAGAAAAGACAUCCAUUCACUCAGCUGAUGGGGAGCAGUAUUGCAGUUCUUCCUGUUUAGAAAGGAUCUAAUGACUAAUGAUACUGAAGCCCUAUUUGGACAGCCUUUAGAGUUGGCAAAGCCCUUUCCAGGUUGUAUCAUUUGCCCUUCACAGCGUCAUUCCAGGCAAUUAUUGUAGCUCUGCUUACUGUUGAAAAGCUGAGGCUUACAGCCAGGAAGCCCUGGACCAAAUCAACAGUUCUUUCAGUUGUACUACAGAUGCCUCAUCAGUAAAUGCCUCACCACCUUCUAACGGGCCCAGUGUGCCAGUUUCUCUUUUACUGUCUUCUCCUUCCAUAAAGAAAAUGAGGCACCUGGACACUCCACUGCCCUACUCUCUGCCCAUCCCCCAUCCCUGUUCAUGACCAUCAGCCCUUCUCUGUCCACCUCUGCCAACAUCACUAACUCCUGUGACUUCCCUUCUUUGCAUUUCCAACUCCCAGAAUCAAGUAGACUCAGAGCUGACUAGGACCCCAGAGAUCACACAACCUAAUUUACUAUUACACAGAUGGGAAAACAGGCCCAAAAAGAGAAAGGGACCUGCCUGAGGUCACACAGAGGGACAAUUGCAGCCCUCCUCUAACUUCAUUCUGAAGCCCCUCACGCCACCUCUACUUUGUCCAAAACCCCUUAUAUCGUGCGACUUCCUUUGAACUUCUUACUGCUUCAUUCCUAACCUCAGUCCCCUGCAGCUCUGUCCCCAACAGCCUGUGAGGGUGCCACCACCCAGACACCAGUGCUCUCCUGCCUGCUAGCUGAGGGGUGGGGAGCUUUCUCAGUGACAACUGUCCUCUGAUUAAACAGCAACCCUUGGCAGUGGAGGAGAUAGGGAGAGAUUUUACCACGCUGCCUCCGAGCCAAGGGGCUGCUAGAGCCAGCACUGUGUCCUUGUCCAGCGGACUGGGGAUUGUGUGGAGCUCACAGUAAGGGUUAACUGGCCUUGUGACCCAGAAACAGGACCACAAGCAAAUGCUGAACUGUCUUGUAGGAAGCACUAUCACUAGGCUAGCCACUGAUGUCAUUUGAGACAAAUAUAGCCUAGAAGUCUCUCAGGGGUUGUGUGUAUGUAUGUGUGUGUAUAGGUAUGUGUGGGUGUCUGUGUGUGUUGGGGUUUUUGGGGGGAGGGCACAGGUGUAGCACAGGUGUGACUUACCUUUGUGACCUGCCACUCACCCAAGAAAUUUACAGGCAGAAUCAGAGCAGACUGCUAAGUUGAUGAAGUCAGAUUGGCCUUUGCUUUUCUGUGUUACUUAAACUAGUAUUUCAGGGUUCCAUAACUAUUGAGAAGGUGUCCUGAUGGUGACAAUUCUAAAGUCUAGGUUUCCUUAUCUAUAAAAUGGGUAUAAUCAGGUUCUAAGUAGCCCACCCCAUAGGGAGGUUGUGAAGAGAGUGAGUGAGAGGACUGAAUCAGUAUAUGAGUGAGACAGAGGAUGUGAAGCUGAUGUGUAAACUGUAGAGUGCCAUGAGCUUCUUAGGGAUGAAGGCCGUCUUUCACAGGUCAGGAUGAAUUGCCCCUGCCUGUUGGGAUCCCAGUAAGAGUAGCAUUGGAAGUCUGCCUUCACCAUAGAAAGUCACACCAUGGGGAGAUGGACAGAAUGUUUAAGCAACCCCAACAAGUAGUAUUUCCCUCUCAGUUUGUGGAUUGUGUAACUCAAUAUCAGGUUUCCCAGCAGUCAGGACAGUGUGGUACUGAAGUAAGGAUGCACAAAUAGAUCAGUCCAACAGAAUAGAGUUCUAAAAUAAAUCUGCACAUAUGUGGGCAGUUGAUUCUUGCCAAAGGUGCCGAGGUAAUUGAAUGGGGAAAAGAUAGUCUUUUCAAGAAAUGGCGCUAGAACAGUUGGGUAUCUGUAUGAAAAAAAAAAAAAAAAGAACCUCAGCCUUUACGUCACACUAUUUACAGAAAUGAACUUGAAGUGUAUCAUAGGCCUAAACGUAAAAGCUAGACUGCAGAAGUUAGAAAAGAAAAUGGAAGAACAUCUCCAUAAUCUCAGGGCUAGGCAAAGAUUUCUUUGAUAGGACACAAAAAGCACAAAGCAUAAAGGGGAAAAUUGAUAGGUUGAUUUCAUCAAAAUUAAAAACUGCUCUUCAAAGGACAGUGAUCUUUUUUAAAAAAAAUUAAAGAACAAGUAAGUCACAGCCUGGGAGAAAAUAUUUAAUAUAUCUGGUAAAGAUCUGCAUCCAGGAUAUGUAAAGAAGUCUUACAACUCAAUAGUAAGAGAACAAACAACCCACAUUUUUUAAUGGGCAGAGAUUUGAAUGGCCAUUUCACAGAAGCUAUACAAGUGGCCAAUAAGCCCAUGAUAAGAUGUUCAACGUCACUGGUCAUUAAAGAUAUGCAAAUUAAAACCACAAUGAGAUAUCAGUGCACACCCAUAAAAUGAACGACUCAGUAAAAAUGUUGGUGAGACUGUGGAACACCUGGAAUUCUCACACGUUGCUGAUAGGAAUGGAAAAUGGAGUAAACUCUUUGAAAAACAGUUUGAUAGUUUCUUACAAAAUUAAAUGUGACACUUACCACACGACCCAGCAAUUCCACUUCUAGAUAUUUUGCCUAAAAUAAGUGGAAACAUAUAUCUAAACAAAGACUUACUCAAAUAUUCAUACCAGCUUUUUCCAUUAAUAGUCAAAAACUGAAAAUCUAAGUGUCCAUCAACAGGUGAAUGGAUAAACAAAUUGUGGUACAUUCAUACGAUGGGAUACUUCUCAGCAAUAAAAAGGAAUGAAAUGCUGAUAAGCACAAUGAUGUGGAUGAAUCUCAAAAACAUGCUGAGUGAAAGAAGUCAGACACAAAAGAGUUCAUACUGUGUGAUUCCAUGGAUGUGAAACCUUAAGGAAAGAAAAAGCAAAGCUAAUCUAUAGUGACAGAAAGCUGAUCACUGUUUGCCUGUGGCCCAGGGAGAGAGAGAGAUUGCCUAGGAAAGGGCACAAAGGAACUUUUUGACAUGAUGGAAAUGUCCUAUAUCUUUAUUAUGGUGGUGGUUAUAAUGGUGUAUAAAUAUGUCAGAACUAAUCAAAUGUAUGCUUAAAAUGAAUGCAUGUUAUUUCAUGUAAAUUAUACCUCAUUAAGUUUUUUUUUAAAAAAGCACAAGUGAUGUAGUCCCAUUUUUAUAGAAAAGGUUUUCUAAAUGAAUAAAUGUGAGAAUAUUUAUAUAUAUAUAUAUAAUUAUAAAAGUUUCUAAUAGAAUAUACGCCAAGGUGAUAACAUUGGUUGUCCCCAGGUGGGUGUGAUUAAUCUGUAGGCAUUAAAUUUUUCUUUUGUUUGCUUGUAUUUUCUGAUACGCCAUAAGCUGAUUUUUCUCAUAAGAUAAAAAAAUUCAAACA
Molecule: messenger RNA, 7900 nt
Organism: Mesoplodon densirostris (Blainville's beaked whale)
Lineage: Eukaryota; Metazoa; Chordata; Mammalia; Artiodactyla; Ziphiidae
Gene: ALG2
Product: ALG2 alpha-1,3/1,6-mannosyltransferase
Exons: 2
Coding region: 71-1321 (416 amino acids)
Molecular function (GO): GDP-Man:Man(1)GlcNAc(2)-PP-Dol alpha-1,3-mannosyltransferase activity; alpha-1,3-mannosyltransferase activity
Source: RefSeq, a predicted model, not a curated record